Colletotrichum gloeosporioides is the source of this 1050-nucleotide messenger RNA. Its product is annotated as Dehydrogenase RED2. The coding region runs from base 1 to 1050 and encodes 349 amino acids. NCBI's taxonomy places the organism in Eukaryota, Fungi, Ascomycota, Sordariomycetes, Glomerellales, Glomerellaceae. The transcript has a single exon. The record is from RefSeq and is a predicted model, not a curated record. Gene Ontology annotation, molecular function: oxidoreductase activity, acting on the CH-OH group of donors, NAD or NADP as acceptor.
AUGGCUACUCUGGUUGAAGGAGCUAUCAAAUCCCUAAACAUCGUUGUUGGCGCUGUCUUGAACCCGGCUCUUUCAGCAUCAGCCCUUGCGUUUUUAAUGUACGGCCCGCCCCAUCUCGUCACCCAAGUCACCAACUCAGACAUCGUCCAGCGCAGAAUUGGUGUCUGGGGCCUUAAGACAGUCCUCAAGAUCUUGGUUGCUCUUGGGGUGGGUCGCAUCUUGAACCGCAUCCAGAAUCUUCGUGCAACCAACAAUUGGAGCCUUUUCGUACAUGGAAACUGGAGCUGGUCUGAAGAAAUUGCCGUCGUCACUGGUGGCUGCAAUGGGAUCGGGAAAGCCAUCGUCCUGGCCCUUGUCCAAAGAGGCCUGCGAGUCGCAAUUCUUGAUGUAGCGGAACUACCCUCCGAGCUUCAAAAUAUUGACACCAUCUUCUGCUGGAAAUGCGACGUCUCCUCGGCUUCUGCUGUGGCUGAGGCUGCAGAUAGCAUCCGAGAGAUGGUCGGCCACCCCUCCAUCCUGAUCAAUAACGCUGGCAUGGCGAAUCGAAGCUCCAUCCUCGACUUAUCUCCAGAGAAGGCGUCAAAACUCUUUGGGGUAAACCUUAUGGCGCUCUGGUAUACGACUAAGUCAUUCUUACCGAAUAUGAUACUGAAGAAUAAGGGGCAUAUCGUCACAAUUGCGAGUAUAGCUUCUUUCGUCUCGCUACCGACAGCCGUUGAUUACUCGGCAUCAAAGGCAGGCGCACUGGCGUUUCACGAAGGGCUUUCAAGCGAAAUCAAGCAUAUUUAUCGAUCGCCAGGUGUGCUGACAACGGUGGCACAUCCCAUGUGGGUGGCCACUGACAUGACGAAGGAUGACAAGAAGGCGAUUGAGCGUGGCGGCACCAACAAGAUGAUGAAGCCUGAAGACGUGGCGAAGGUUGUCGCAGAUCAAAUAUUCUCCCGUCGCGGCGCUCAGCUCAUCAUCCCGUCCCGAGCUUCCUGGUUGUCGGGGUUUCGAGGGUUGCCAAACUGGUUUCAGGAGAUCCUCCGGGACUCAAUCGGACAGUAG